This is a messenger RNA of Scheffersomyces coipomensis, 1401 nucleotides long. Its product is annotated as N,N-dimethylaniline monooxygenase. Gene Ontology annotation, molecular function: NADP binding; N,N-dimethylaniline monooxygenase activity; flavin adenine dinucleotide binding. The record is from RefSeq and is a predicted model, not a curated record. The transcript has a single exon. The coding region runs from base 1 to 1401 and encodes 466 amino acids. NCBI's taxonomy places the organism in Eukaryota, Fungi, Ascomycota, Pichiomycetes, Serinales, Debaryomycetaceae.
AUGACAUAUUCCAAAAUUGCUGUAAUAGGUGGCGGUCCAUCGGGGUUGGCUGUCGCAAAAGCGCUUGCGCUAGAGCCGGUUGAUUUUGAAACCAUUGAUCUAUUCGAAAGAAGAGACGAUGUAGGUGGUGUAUGGUAUUUUGGAGGUAAUAAAUCAAAUUUAACCCCUCUUAUUCCUUCAUUGACUCCUAAUUCUUUUGAUUAUGAUGAAAAUACAAAUGUUAAUGAUACUUUUACAUCACCCAUGUAUAAAUAUUUAGAAACUAAUAUUCCAGGAAAAAUUAUGGAAUAUGAAGACCUACAUUUUAGUGAUGAUUUACCAUCUUUCCCAUCCAGAGAUGAUGUUUUUGAUUAUAUCAAAUACUAUUCUAAAUCAAUUCCAUCUGGAAAAGUCAAUUGGCAUUUUAAUUCUAAUAUAGUAUCCUUAACAAAGAUAAAUCCAACAACUUGGGAAAUUGUUGGGAAAUCAACCAUUGCCCCUUAUAAUCAAUUCAUUAAAACCUAUGAUGCAGUAGUCAUUGCCAAUGGACACUUUGGAAUUCCAUUCAUACCUGAUGUCAAGGGAUUAUCUCAUUGGAAUCUACAAGAACCUGGAUCAAUCACGCAUGCUAAAUAUUAUAAUGAUCCUCAACCUUUUAAGGAUAAAACGGUUCUUAUCAUUGGGAAUUUCGCAAGUGGUCAAGAUAUAUCAGUUCAAUUAUUAGUAAAUGCCAAACAGAUAUAUGUUUCGAUCAAAGAUGUGGAAGAUUCUGCAAGUCAGUUAACUGAUACCAAUGACUUAAUCAAAUAUAUUGGAUUAGUUGAGGAAUAUAACUAUGAUUCAAAUCGAUCCGUUAAAACCGUUGAUAAUCAAAUAAUUGAAAAUAUCGAUGUGGUUAUAUUUUGUACUGGUUAUUUAUAUAGUAUACCAUUUUUAAAAUCAUAUCCCGAUUUAAUCACUGAUGGUAAUCAGAUUCAUCAAGUUUACAAGCAAACAUUCUAUAUCCCAGAUCCAUCAUUAUCACUUCCUGGAUUAAGUAAGAAUGUUAUUCCUAUGCCAAUAGCUGAAUCCGAAGGUGCAAUCAUUGCUCGUUAUUAUUCUGGAAGAUGGAAAUUACCAUCUCAAGAAGAUAUGCAAGUUGAGUAUGAGGCAGAGAUAAAGGAAAGAGGGACUGGAAAGGCCUUUCAUAGUUUACCAUAUCCUGUAGAUGUUGCAUUUUAUAAAUCCUUACAAAAGAUUAUUGAUGAUAAUAAGUUAGGUGAUGAAGGAUUAAUUGCACCUAUAUGGCACGAUUCAAGGACUCAAUUGAGAGCUGAAUGUUCUCCGCUCAAGAAGGAAAGAGUUAAAAUAGCAGUGGAGCAUGCUCUUAAAUUGAGAGAACAAGGAGAGGCUACAUUCAGUCUUCCUGAUGCAACUCUAUAG